Messenger RNA from Salvia miltiorrhiza (redroot sage), 2639 nucleotides. Its product is annotated as polyadenylate-binding protein-interacting protein 4-like. The transcript has 14 exons. Lineage: Eukaryota; Viridiplantae; Streptophyta; Magnoliopsida; Lamiales; Lamiaceae. Gene Ontology annotation, molecular function: RNA binding. Gene Ontology annotation, biological process: cytoplasmic stress granule assembly. Gene Ontology annotation, cellular component: cytoplasmic stress granule. The record is from RefSeq and is a predicted model, not a curated record. The coding region runs from base 600 to 2345 and encodes 581 amino acids.
UGGAGAAAGGGGCAAAGGAGUAAAACAAAAUUCAUCUGAUUUCAAACCCGCUUCUUCCGCGAAAUGCGAAGGCAGAUCUCAUUCGGGUCGGGUCUCCGGGUACCGUAUAUUUGCAGUUUUGCCAAAUGCAUAUCACAAUUAGUACCAUUUCCUGAUUCGGGCCCGGUUUUUUCGCGGCGGUAGCCCUCAAACUACAAACUGCAACGACGUCGCUUUAUUGUUUCGAUCAAACCCUUCUCCGAGGUUGCCUCUCUGUCUACAUCUUCCAUUCUAUUUCCCGUGAGUAUAUUCCGAGACCCCUCUCUGCAUCACAGGAUUCAUAGUUUAAUGGAUUUGUUCCGUGAAUAAAACUCAAGGUUCAAGGAGGAAUUUUUUUAGGGUGAUUUAGUUCCCAAUUAAGUUAAUUGUAUCCAUUGUGGUAAUGUUCUUUUGGGUUCUAUUCAGAAAACUGCUAUAGCUGAAGAUAAACAAAAGAAAAUAGCGGCCAAUAUAAUAAUUUUGUUUCUGCAGAAUUUUAAGUUAACCCAUUUCGUUGCUUGGUGCUUGCUAAGUACAUUUUCUGGACCUGGGUCUAGUUUAUUUGUUUGCAUCUCCUGAAGAUGAAUACGCAGCAAGCUGUGCCACCCAGAUCCUCUUCUAACGGACAUGGUCACCAUAAAAUUGAAGGAGAUACUGCAACAAGCUUCAAUAGUGUAGGAGAAUCCCAUGAAUCAAAUUCUUGUGAUAGACUUAUAUAUUUAACUACAUGCCUCAUUGGGCAUCAAGUGGAAGUACAGGUGCAUGAUGGAUCUGUAUUUUCUGGAAUCUUUCAUGCUAUCAGCGGGGAUGAUUAUGGAGUUAUUCUGAAAAUGGCAUACUCAGUUAAGAUUGGUUCUCAAGGGAAGAAAAAUAUUUCAGAUUCUUCCAAACCUCCUUCUAAGACUUUGAUCAUACCUGCUAGGGAUCUUGUGCAAGUUAUAGCAAAGGACGUACCUGUAAUUAGGGAUGGGUUCUUGAGUGAGCUCCAGCGUGAAAAGCAGCAAGAGCUUAUGACAGAUUCCUGCAUAUCACAAUCUCGGCAUGUAGAGGCGGGGAGAGAAUUGGAACGAUGGGUCCCUGAUGAAGAUGAUCCUGGGUGUCCUGAACUGGAGAAUAUAUUUGAUGGUCCUUGGAACAGAGGCUGGGAUCAGUUUGAGGUAAAUAAAACUUUAUUUGGAGUCAAGAGCACCUUUGAUGAGGAGCUUUACACAACGAAGCUCGAUAGAGGCCCUCAGACAAGAGAAUUGGAAAGAGAAGCACUAAAGAUAGCUAGAGAGAUUGAGGGUGAGCAAACCCUUGAUAUUCAUCUUGCAGAGGAAAGAGGUAUUCAAGUUGAUGGAAACAUUGAGAUGGAUGAAGAAACUCGCUUUUCUUCAGUCUACCGGGGGAAUGAUGACAGCGCAUAUGAAGAGAUUGUGGAGACAGUCUUGGAUUCACAAAAUGAUGAAACAUUUGGAGAUGUCUCUGGUUCUUAUAUUAGCAGAACUCGCACAGACAUGAGUAGGGGGAAAACCAGUGGAAAUCAACUGUCGUUGAGAUCUUUAGUGACGGGAGAAAGGCUUUCUUCACUUGCUGCUAUUAGCAGGGAUGCAGAUCAUUCAGUGUUGGAUGGUUAUGCUAAACAUCCUGCAAACAGUUACCCUCAGGAGGACGAAGGAAUGCAAGAAUCACAUGAUCGGAGUCAAGCAUCUAAAGCUGAGGGUUCAAACUCAUUGAGUAAAGAAAGCUGUCCUAAGGUUGGAUUAUCUGCAAAUGCUACUGCCUUUGAUCCAUCACGUGUUUCAUCCAAAGGUCAGGAUAAGGGAAGUUUCUUCAACGAGUUAGCAGAUGGUACAGCAUGUCCUGAAGCACAAGGGGUAGCUAUCUCUCUUGCUCGGACCAGUAGUUCUGCAUCAUCUGCUUCUGAUCGUGGAGGAGGUACUUCAACUUCUGCUGGCCGUGGAUUGUCUCCUAGUUCAUCUGUUGCUUCGUUGUCUUCAGAGAAGUCAACACUAAAUCCACAUGCCAAGGAAUUUAAAUUGAAUGCAAAUGCUAAGAGCUUCGUCCCAUUUCAGACGCCUAGGCCGUCUUCUCCUGCUGCAGAUAAUUCCUUCUACUAUCCAGCUAACAUGACUGCUGCGACGCAUAUGCAUGGCAUGCCAGCUGGUGUUGGGGCUGGACCUUCUUUUGCUGCUCAGCAGCCAGUUAUGUAUAAUCCACAGGCUUCACCAAUGCCGCAGCCAUAUUACCAUCCAAAUGGACCUCAGUAUGGACAGCAGAUGACAGUAGGACAACACCGGCCAGUGUACUACAUGCCCACGUAUCCUCAUGAAAUGCAAUACAAGUGAAGGGUUUGCUAAAUGCUGGCAAAGACCAUCUACAUGUUUUUUUGGGGAGUUGAAUUUCUUUCAAGGCUGCUUGGGGAUUUUUUUGGUGUGAGCCCAGCAGCUGAGGAGACCAUCUGUGACAUUAGGGGGAUUUUUUUUUAAAUACUGGUUUUAACAAAUUCUAAGGCAGUUCUUUUCACAUUCUAAACUUUGGUAAUAUUCUAACAUAGAGAAUUUGUAUUUCCUUUUGAAUUCUUUGUUUGGGUUUGAUAUGAAUUCGUGAAAUAAUUAUUCUGUCAAGGUUAGAUUAGAGCA